AUGGCCCCUAUAGGUGACCGGCUCCUCAGCGCCAGGGUUUUCUUCGAGGGGGCCCCCCCGGAGGACGUUGCGCGGGUGCUGGAGGGUGCCAGGUCCUGCAAGGUCUCGCUCUGCCUCCGGCGUCGGACACCCGGCACCCGCAUCCCCCUUGGCGGCACCAGCACCGGCG
Phaethon lepturus (White-tailed tropicbird) is the source of this 169-nucleotide messenger RNA. Its product is annotated as periaxin-like. The annotation marks the transcript as partial. Lineage: Eukaryota; Metazoa; Chordata; Aves; Phaethontiformes; Phaethontidae. The transcript has a single exon. The record is from RefSeq and is a predicted model, not a curated record.